AUGAGAGAAAUCAAGGACAGGAACCUACGGAAAAAAAUAAUUAACAUGGGAUACGCUUUAAACCAGCCAACAUUUCAUUACUAUCGGUCAGAGAUUGGCAUGGCAAAUACAGAUGUUUUAAGGUGGAUUGACAGUAUUCCAGCCGAAAAAUGGACAAGGGCAUUUGACGGCGGUCGACGUUGGGGUCACAUGACUACCAACCUUGUCGAGUCAAUGAAUGUCGUCUUUAAGGGCACACGUAAUUUGCCCAUUACAGCAUUGGUAAGGGCAACGUAUUAUAGACUAAGAUCUUUAUUUGUUGAAAGGGGUGGAAAGUGGAGUGUUGUGUUGAAUUCUGGCCAAACAUUUACAGACAACUGCCUCAAUGUUUUCAGUGUGCAAGAGACAAUGGACCAUGGUGAGGGGAAACCUAUGGGACAUUAUAAGGUCGACCUCUUGAACGGGUGGUGUGAUUGCGGAAAGUUUCAAGCAUUUCGUGUCCCUUUCUCACAUGUUAUCGCUGCAUGUUCGAAUGUGCGCCACGACGCUUGCGCUCUUUUGUCCGACGUUUAUAGGGUUACAAACCUGUUUGGGGUUUACAACGCAAGCUUUCCAGUGAUGUCAUGCGAUGAAUAUUGGCCUGUUUAUGAAGGAGAUCAAAUUUGCCAUAACCCAAGAAUGUGGAGGAACAAGAAAGGUCGCCCUGUAAACACACGUAUUACAACAGAAAUGGAUAACUUUGAUAAGCUUGAGAGGAAAUGUUCCAUGUGUCGUCAAACGGGACACAACCGCACCCGGUGUCCCAAUGUGGGAACAAGUAGUCGUUAG
This is a messenger RNA of Lathyrus sativus (Indian pea), 807 nucleotides long. Lineage: Eukaryota; Viridiplantae; Streptophyta; Magnoliopsida; Fabales; Fabaceae. The record is from the annotation of a GenBank genome assembly.